AAGCUGAGAAAACCAUUUCCGCGUGCCACGAGCGUGACUCCGCGACAUUGGUAGACAUGGCUCUCGUGUUCCUCUUGUACUGCUGCUUCUCCGCUGCUGCACUUGCGGGGCUAAGCCCGGGGCUAAGCCCGGCGGUGCAUGUGCUGAGUGAGGAGCCGCGCAUCGAGCUCCGCCCAAAGUUCCUGCGAGAGGAGGAGAUGGCGGCCAUCCAAAAGUUGGCCGAGGAGGAGAUGUUCAAGGACCUGUCGGACCCUGAGACUGGCAGCAGUGCUUCUACAGAGGUGGCGGGGGGCGAGGAGAUCUCGACUUUAAACAUUUCGGACCCCGACGUGGACACCGAAGAUGCGUUGGAGUGGGAUGUCUUGCAGGAUGUGAUUCACAGGAGCAAGGCAGUCCUCUCCACCGAGCCCCUGACGGCCUUCGGUGCCCACGUGGUGCGCUGGGAGCCAUGGCACCGCCUGUCGCGGCUGAACCGUUCCGGGCCCCUGCACCUGGAUGCUCGGCUGCACCCGGAGAGGCGACACAGCGUGCUGCUUUUCCUGAGUGGAACAGGGAAGGCGAAGGAUGGCGCCACGGUGUUCCCAUGCAUCGAAACGGAGGACAUGGAGCCCAAGGAAGUGAAGCGGCGCCAGAAGCUCUGCUCCCGUGCCCUACGCCACUUGCAGCGCGCACACGAGAAGCUGAUGGCGCUGCGUGCCCAGGGGAUGGAGCUGCCACCUUCCAAACAGUAUCAGUUCCUGGAGGAUCAUCCGGAACUCUCUGGCCUCCCCAGGGAGCUCCCAGAUGGCACCCGGCCCGUGAACUACUUGUGGCUCCCAAGUCAUGAUGCUGUCGCCACAGAUGAGGCUCUUGCACCGUUGAGCCUGCGGGCUGAGCCCUUGCAUGCCUUGGCGGAAGCCAUGUGUCGUGGGAAGGCCUUGGGCUUGAAAGUCGCCUCCAAAAGAGGUGAUGCCUUGUUCAUGGAUGUGAUGGACACUGAGGGCCGUGAGGUGAAGGCUGAUUGGCGCCUGUGGCAUGCUGGAUGCAGCCCUUUGGAACCAGAUCAAAGGCUGACUGCUCAAAUCUUCCUUGAAACUGACACAACAAACUCAUCGAAUUUGGCAUGUUGCGACUCCAAGGGUGGCACAUGUGCAGAGAGCUGCAGGUCCCACAAGAUGACCAACUAGCUAACAGCAACUAGCAGCAACUAGCAGCUAGUUUGAGACGAUCUGCCUGGGGUGAUGGCAUCGUUCUCAUAGACCAGUCUUAGAUGACAGCAUUCGCGAGGCAAAA
Cladocopium goreaui is the source of this 1272-nucleotide messenger RNA. NCBI's taxonomy places the organism in Eukaryota, Dinophyceae, Suessiales, Symbiodiniaceae. The record is from the annotation of a GenBank genome assembly.